Molecule: messenger RNA, 1056 nt
Organism: Passer montanus (Eurasian tree sparrow)
Lineage: Eukaryota; Metazoa; Chordata; Aves; Passeriformes; Passeridae
Gene: SCNM1
Product: sodium channel modifier 1
Exons: 7
Coding region: 263-1015 (250 amino acids)
Biological process (GO): RNA splicing
Cellular component (GO): nucleus
Source: RefSeq, a predicted model, not a curated record
CACGGGGAGCGCUCGGCCCCGGGCCCCGCCGAACCGGCGCGGCCUCGCCGCCCCUGCUGGGAGUUGUAGUUCCGCGCGGGCCGCCUCCGCCGCCAUUCCCACGGGAGCUUCCCGCGCUCUAACUACAACUCCCAUCACCCCGCGGGGGCCGCGCUGGGCGCUCGCUGAUUGGUCGUUCCCCCCGCGCGCUGCCCGCUGUGAAGCGCCACCCGGAAGCGGCGGUGGCGGUUGCCAUGGAGACCGCGGCCUAGCGGGCGCCGCCAUGUCCUUUAAGCGCGACGAGAGCGACCCGGGCCCGCUCGGGGCGCUGCAGAGGCGCCGCGUGGCCGAGCUGCUGGCCAGCGCCAUCCCCGAGGACGAGGCGCUGCUGCUGCGCGACGGCAGGCUGGCGUGCUCGCUGUGUCCCCAGCGGCCCGUGUGUGACACUCUGCAGACGCUGCUGCUGCACCGCGCGGGCAGGAAGCACCUGGACAGCCUGCAGCGUUCCUUCGGGCGCCGCUGGCCCCACGAGGCCCCGCAGGGACCCCAGGAGCCCCCGGGGGCGGAGCCAGGGGGGCAGGACGAAGGGCAGCAGCUGCCGGGCCGGGAUCCCCGGGGUGAUCCCAAAGAAUCCCCAGACGCCGCCAAAAUCGUCCGGGAACCCCGGGAACCCCGGGAACCCCGAAACCCCCGGCCCCACGCACAGAGAGGGCGCUCCCAAGGACAGGAAACGAAGGAAAGGAAAUUCCCGGAGCUCCGAGGGCCCCGAGGGGCCGAGCCCGGAGCGGCUGCGGAUCCUGCGGCACCACCUGCACCUGCGCAGCCGGGGCUGGAUCCAGGAUCCCUCUGGGAAUUGGGUGAAGGACGGGAACGCCGAGUUCGACUCCGACGAGGAGGAGCCGCCACCACUGCCACCAGCCUGACAGCCCCGAGUGUCCCCAGGAGCCCCCAGGUGUCCCCAAGUGUCCCCAGAGCCCCAGGAAUAAAGUGGGAAUCUUUUGGGACCAUUUCUCCACUUUAUUCCCUUUAUUCCUGAGCUCAGUGCGGGCAUGGGGGAAUUUUAGGAUUUCUUCUGUU